Molecule: messenger RNA, 1080 nt
Organism: Solanum verrucosum
Lineage: Eukaryota; Viridiplantae; Streptophyta; Magnoliopsida; Solanales; Solanaceae
Product: protein ENHANCED DISEASE RESISTANCE 2
Exons: 1
Coding region: 82-954 (290 amino acids)
Source: RefSeq, a predicted model, not a curated record
CCAUAGCUACGGAGCCCGGAGAGCUCCUCCAUUACUCCACCCAAAUUCCGGUGGAUAAAUUCGAGCUAUUUUCAUCGAAAAAUGUGCUCCGCAAAGCAAAAACUCAGUCAACAUUGUCCGAAAGGCGGUGGAAGAGAUUGGAGGGAAGAAGUAAUUACCGGCGGGUCAUUGAAAUGCGUAGAUUUGAAUAACGGGACAAAUGGAUGGGCGUCACCUCCGGGAGAUAAUUUCAAUCUCCGAGGUCCGAAUUACUUCACAAAAAAGACGAAAAUACCCUCAGGUGAAUGGCUUCUACAACCCGCCGGAGUUGAUUGGCUCCGAUCAAAUUCAAAACUCGAUCACGUCCUUUCUCGGAACGACAACCGUGUAAUGAACGCGCUGAAGAAAUCUCAUUCACAAGGUGAGUUUCUAAAAACCUUUGUAUUCGCUGUAAACCUUCAAAUCCCCGGUAGAGAUCAGCACAGCGCGGUUUUCUACUUCGCUACUGAACAAAACCGCCCGCUCGAACCGGGGUCACUCCUCUACCGAUUCGUACACGGCGAUGACUCGUACCGUAACAACCGGUUCAAAAUCGUGAACCGGAUGAUUAAAGGACCGUGGAUUGUGAAAACCGCCGUCGGGAACUACUCCGCUUGUUUACUCGGUAAAGCUUUGAAUUGCUAUUACCAUAAAGGACCUAAUUACUUAGAAAUCGACGUUGAUAUUGGUAGCUCGGCGAUUGCGACUGCGAUUUUGCAUUUGGCUUUAGGUUAUGUUACGUCGGUGACGAUUGAUAUGGGGUUUUUGGUGGAGGCGGAGACGGCAGAGGAGUUGCCGGAGAAGCUAUUCGGAGCGGUGAGGAUAUGUCAAAUGGAGAUGAGUUCCGCUACUUUUGUUGAAACGACGCCGUAUAAGAAAUUAAUUUCUAAUCAUAAUAGCAGCAAAGUGCAGGCUGAAAAUAACGAAGACGAGUAGACGACGAUGACAAAUGAGUUUAUUUAUUAUUAUUUUUUGUAAUUUUAAUGACGUGGAAAUUCUUUUGAUUCAUAAUAUCUCUGUGGUCAAUUUAAUUUUAAUAAAAUGGAUUUGUCCCAAUAUUAC